Molecule: messenger RNA, 1599 nt
Organism: Triticum aestivum (bread wheat)
Lineage: Eukaryota; Viridiplantae; Streptophyta; Magnoliopsida; Poales; Poaceae
Product: F-box protein At1g30790-like
Exons: 2
Coding region: 191-1483 (430 amino acids)
Molecular function (GO): protein binding
Source: RefSeq, a predicted model, not a curated record
UAACUGUUCAUGCUGGACGUCGUUACAAAUUUUCUUUUACCAAAAACUACCGCCCUUCUUCAAUCAAAAAAUAAAAAAACAGCCCUGGGCACAGGGGCCGCCUCUGCCGUGUCCUCCUGGAGCUGCCCCUCCCUCCCGGCGCCGUCUGUCCCUCGCUAGCGCCGCCCCUCCCUCGCCGAGCCGCCUCCCCAUGCCCUCCACCGUUCCGAGCUUCGAGCUGACCCGCAACAAGCCCGCAUGGCCGGCGCCGCCGCAGCUCGCGCCCGUGCGCGGCCGGCGCGGCUGCUGCUCGUGCCCGCGCCGGCCCGGCGCGGCUGCUGCUCGUGCCCGCGCCGGCCCGGCGCGGUUACUGCCCAUGCGCACCUCGGCCUCCACCACUUCGAGCUCCGGGCUGACCAGAAGCAUGCCCGCAUGGCCGACGCGGCUGCUGCUCGCGCCCGACGCCGCUGCUGCCCCUGCGCACGUAGGCCUCCAUCGCUCUGAGCUGACCCGCCGGAUGCCCGCAGGGCCGGCGCCGGCGCCGCUCCCGCCCAUGCGCGGCUGGUGCCGCUGCUGCUCCUCCCGAGUUCGCCGCCGGCCGGGGAGACGGCCACAGGCGGCGCCGCCCCUGCGGAGUACCAUGGAGAGGACCACCGCAGACACAAGAUCGGUGCGCCGCCACCUCUCCUCUCCCGGCGUCACCCUCCCCGACGAUCUGAUCGUGGGGGAGAUCCUCGUCCGGCUUCCGGCCAAGUCGCUCUUCCGGUUCCGUGCGGCGUGCCGCUCCUGGUGCAGCCGCACCUCCACGCACCAGUUCAUCUCUUCCUUCGGCCGCAAGCUUCCUCUCGUCGGUCUGUAUUCGAACCCCCUGAAAAGCUUACACGACAAAUCUGGCCUCGAGUCUGUGGAUGUUCUUGCCGCCGCCAACAACCUCAGAUCUGUCCUCACUUUCGAUUGCUACUCGAACUGGCUCUGCGCUUCCUUGGAUGGCCUCUUGUUGGUGUCCUACGGCAAUGGCCGCCACACCAUUUGCAACCCUGCCACCCGGCAAUCGAUCCCGCUCCCUCAGCUCACCGGAGGAGUCGUUGCAGGGUUGUACUCGUCGCCCACCGCCGACAGGGGCGUGGAGUACCGUACUCUGUUUUCCAAGGGAAGACUCCCCAUGUGCAAUCCCAAGUACUACAUCCUCACCGUCGGCUCACCAAUGGAGCCCAGACCCGUCCAGCUGCCUGAGGAACCCGACAAUCUGAAGAUAGCGUUGCUCCAUGGCAUCAACGAUCCCACUCCAAGCCUGUGCCAUCGGCCAACAGUUAUGCUCAACAGCUGUCUUCACUGGGUGCCAGAGUCAUGCCGUCAUGACAAAGUGGUUGUUUUCGAUACGGUGGCCGAGUCAUUCAGAUCCAUUCAAUCUCCGACUGCCGCCCAAGAAAAUACUCGCUUGUUUGAGAUGGGCAGUCAGCUUGGCUUCAGCUUGUACAAUGGCACAAGUGAUACAAGGUUCUAGCCAGCUUAUUCACUGUGAUACUGAAGCAAAUGUACUGAACCAGUUAACAUGUGAACCAAGAGAUCCAAGCGUCACUGGACAUUGGUUCAAGGAGAACAUUUCGAGGCAUGAUUUCU